Messenger RNA from Rhipicephalus microplus (southern cattle tick), 3182 nucleotides. Its product is annotated as nose resistant to fluoxetine protein 6. Gene Ontology annotation, molecular function: acyltransferase activity, transferring groups other than amino-acyl groups. The record is from RefSeq and is a predicted model, not a curated record. NCBI's taxonomy places the organism in Eukaryota, Metazoa, Arthropoda, Arachnida, Ixodida, Ixodidae.
UCUCAUUCGACGGGGACAGACAUACCUGCACCUGUUGUCAUUCUAAACAGCACACGGGGCAAAAAAAGAGAGCUCGCAGCUGGCGACUGCCAGGAAAGCGGAACAUGAGCUUAGUUAGUGUACGGCACAUGCGGUCCAAACACGUGGCACGACUCGACUCGCACCAUUUGACCUCCGCAUCGUAGCAGGUCGCGACACCGGCGAAAAAAAAGAGGACGGCGAGACAUGGCGAGAAGCUUGCCCUGGAUAAUUGGCUGCGGCGCGCUUUGCGUCGCCCUUAGUAUGUGGCCCUGCCAAGCACUCGAGAUAUUCGACAGCGUCAUAAGCUCCCGCAGAUUAAAACUGAUUAAGAUGAAGGCUGAGCAGUGGGAUCCAAUCCUGCAUCGACUCAAUGCCAGUGCUGGUAAAAAGGAGGAUGCGAACGCCCAGUGCCGUGCUGAUAUGCGGAGGUUCAUCGAUGCCAUAGUCCACCGCCAACUAGCUGGUCUUCAAUUGUUGGACUCGCAAGGAUCCAUGCCAACAGGAAUUCUCCACGGUGCCUUAUCGGACAUGGGUUCGCACAAAGAGUGUUUCGCCGCAGAAAUCCUCGACGAGAAGGGAAAUGUGAUUGCAAGAAAGUUUUGCGCCUUAUACGUCUACAACUCGGAACCACUGCCCAAUUUUCCAGAUAUCAUCGCGAAAGAGCGAAGCAACGCCAAGACGUUCGCCUUCCUGCAGUCGGCGGUGAAAGUGGGCGCCUGCAUCCCAUCGUCGUGCAGCGAAGACGACAUCAAAAUUAUUCUAAACGAAGCGCUUUCGGAGUGGGAGCUGUCCACCUUCGUUUCCGCCUGCGACCACAACGUUCCACCGGACGAGCCGUCUGUAUUUGUCAUUUUAACUCUGGCGGCAUUCGUAACUGCGGUGGUGCUGGCGACUGCUCUCGAUGUUCUCCACCGACAGAAGCUUGCCCUGGCUGACCAAGCGGCGGCAGACGCAGACUUCGGCUCGUUCUUGGCGCGACUCCAGACACUGUCCUUGCUUCGGACCACGCGCGAGACGUUCUGCGUCGAUGCCAGCGGCAGCGGCAAAGGGGCAAAGCUCGACGUCUUCAACGGUCUACGCGUCGUCGGCCUGGUGUGGGUGAUCGCCAUUCACUCGUACAUCUUCAUGGACGAUGCACUCAUUGACAAUAGCGACGAAAUGUAUGAAAUGUCCAGAACACUGGGACGGCAAUUCAUUGUGAAUGCUACUAUGAGCGUUGCAAUCUUCACCACUGUCAGUGGCUUCAUGCUUUGGAUGACUGUUUCAAAGCGAUCACCUGAAGAGAACGGCAAAACGAGUUGGCUAUCUAUGGUGCUUCACAGGUACCUCAGGUUGUUCCCACUUGUGAUUGUGACGUCGUGCUUCCACCACUUGAUGCCAGUUUCAGGAUACGGUCCCCUCUGGGCCACCUUCGGCGAAUUGCGCAAGCGUGCCUUCCCUGAAAACUGGCCUUUCUACGUCGCGGGGAUGCUCAACUAUCUCGACUUGGAUAAAAUAUGCAGUCCACAACACUGGUAUACAGGAAUGGACUUUCAAGUUUUCACAAUAACGCUCUACUUUGCGUACAGAUUAAAAAGGAGUGGCAGCAAGCGAUCUCUCUUGAUUAUCAUGGGCCUGUCGACGCUGAUCACCUACGUCCAGAACCACAUGCUGGAGCUUACACCGGGACUCUUGUAUUACACUCCUCUGGGAAGACACAAGUACGCUGGUUCCGUCUACUACAUGCCUUACACCCACAUUCCGAGCUACUGCAUAGGUGUCCUCGCAGGCUACUACUACACAAAACAGCCUUCACGGAGGCUAUCAAGGCGCAAAGUGGCCAUCCUUUGGGUUGCAGCGCUUGCGGCCAUCACAAUGUCCCUGUGCGGCACGAUUCUGUGGACAGGAGUCGAGCAGCCGUCCCAGGCCGUCACGGCCGUCUAUGCCGCCACCACUCGCAUCUUUUACUGCGGAGGCCUCGCCUGGUUGAUGUACGCCUGCCUCACAGACCGCGGUGGGUUUCUGACCGACGCCCUGGCGUGGCCCGGAUGGGCUCCGAUCAGCAGGCUUUCCUACAGCAUUUACAUCAUUCACGACUUCAUGCUGUAUUACCAGUGGGUCGCCUUUCCUAGCAGAGUCAACGGCGGCUACUAUUUCAUGACGGUGGUGGCCGGAAACUGCGUCGGGUCGUUCGCGAUGGCAUUCGUGCUGCACGCGUUCUUCGAGAGGCCGAUCAAUCUGAUGGCGACGCUGCUGGAGGAACGCUGCCUGCCGGGCCGGAGGACGGUCGCCCGCGACGCACUGGCCGCCUCCGAGCAAGAGAACGGCGUCGUCAUCCCAAAAAGGACAACCACCGUCAGAGGCCGCAACGACCGCACCAAGCGCCUCUAAAGGACACUCCAAGGAGUGCCCCACCAUACUACCUAACAGUUUAUACCAUUCGGAGAGGAUCCUCGAGGCAUAAACAAUUGUAUUCUAUCGUGCGUGCCUUCCUUUCCGUUAGCGUCACGUGCCCGAUAAGAGCGUGCCAUAUAGGCUUUUUGAUUAGAAAGCGACGGGUGUCCAGUUCUUAGGAAAUGAAAUGCCAGCAAGCACGACGGCAUUUGCUUUCCUGAAAUGAAGACUCUCUAGAUGGUGUCAACUUAUUUUUUAGUGUACAGCGACAUUGUUCCCACUCGUGUUUCUGUUCUAUCGCACUGAACGGACGUGAAGGAGCGCUGCCAUCAUGAUUACAGUGCUCACCAAUCAAAGUGCCACUUUCCAUGCUCGUCGACAGGCUUGCACUUUCAUCUAGACAUUUACGCUGCCAUAAAAAAAAACAAAAAAAGCAUGGCAGCAGGACAAACUACUUAAGAUGAAAUUAAGGAUCUAGUCGACGCUUGAAGUAAGGCCUAUCGAAAAAACCUGUAGCGAAUCUAGUCUGUGUCUUCAAGCGAGCAUUCUCCACAUCUCAUUCUGCCUCCUACUUAAGGAACCGCAUGGUACUUUAUUUAUUAAAUAUAGGACGCUUACAGCAGAGUCACAGGGCUCAGACCUGGUUUAGUGCGCUUUGUCAGCUUUAGACAGAAAGGGUCAACCUUGGGCAAGAUAGUGUGGAUUCAUUUCGAAACGAACUUAUGCUGAUAUAUUAAGGCCUUAAAGGUGUGAAAGUAGUCAUUGUAACAUCUUGCCGUCAAUUAUUU